CCAGGCACGGCCGAAGUCCUUCUCGCGACAAUCAUCCCCACAGAUCUUCUCCCCCAGACUCCCGAGCUUCCCCUAACUCCUGUGUCGAGUCUGUGUCUUGAAUGCCUUCUUGGAGCCGAAAUGGUCAGUCCACGGGACCUCCGAGUGACGUAUCCCGUAGUUGCCGCAUUCUUUCCGAUCUGCGAGAGCGCGCAGCAAGGAGGGCCUUUCCUGACGCCUGUUUUUGCUAUUUCUCAUCCGCGACCGCAGACCGAGCUUCGGUGCUCGACAGCCAUGGCCUGGUGGGUGGCGAGACCAAAAUGAAUUUGAAGUCUAUUUGGCCACGGAGCCUGCGAUCGGGCUGCUUGACGGGGGUCUUGGCGCUCGUGGUUUGCAACUCGCUCGCGUCUCAGGGGGUUCUCAUGACCAGACGUCAUCUCCACUGCUGGGUAUAGGAGGUCGCGCAGGUUCCCCUUUGUGGGGUCAGCUGCCCUGCUUCCGGAACCCCGCAAACCGUCACGUAAUGAGGCCUAUCAGCGCGUUUGAAGGCUAUAUGAACAGGUGAGCGCUGCCGUGCACCUCCUCGAUAGCUCUCCUCUUCACAGCACAAUCUCCAAGAUGGCGACCGCACAUACCGACCUCCCGACGACGAAGCGUCUCGGCAUCACCACCAAGGACGUCACGUCCGCCGACGCAGACAAGGUCGCGACGGAGUGGCUCAAGAAAUUCGAGGAGAACAUCCUCGAGAACGACAUCGACGGCGUGCUCUCGCUCCUGACCGACGACGCCUGGUGGCGCGACCUGCUCGCGAUGACCUGGGACCUGCGCUCGUUCCAGGGGCCGGCGCGCAUCCGCCGCUUCCUCGAGGACCGCCUGCAGCCGGCGCAGCUGCACAACUUCCGGCUCACGUCCGCGCAGGCGGACGACCUGUACGCGGACCUCGCGUGGGUGCGCGUGCACUACACGUGCGAGAACGAGGUCGGCGCGUGCAGCGGCGUCGCGCGCCUCGUGCCCGUGCGCGGCACCUGGCAGGCGCACAACGUCUUCACGAACCUCGAGGCCCUGCACGGCCACCCCGAGGCGUCGGGCCCGCUCCGCGACCCCGCGCCGAACCACGGCAAGUGGCUCGAGCAGCGCGCGCGCGCGCGCGAGUUCGUGGACCGCGACCCCGAGGUGCUCGUCGUCGGCGGCGGGCAGUCCGGCCUCGAGAUCGGCGCGCGCCUCAAGCUCCUCGGCGUGCCGACGCUCGUGUGCGAGAAGCACAAGCGCAUCGGCGACAAUUGGCGCCACCGCUACGCUGCGCUGUGCUUGCACGACGUCGUCUGGUACGACCACAUGCCGUACAUCCCCUUCCCUGCGAGCUGGCCCGUGUACACGCCCGCCCAGAAGCUCGCGGACUGGCUCGAGUACUACGCGAACGCGAUGGAGGUCGACUACUGGACCGACGCCAGGGUCAUCAACGCCCGGCGCGAGGCCUCGGGCCCGAACGCAGGCAAGUGGCAGGUCACGGUCGAGCGCGGCGACAAGAACCGGGUGCUCUAUGUCGACCACGUCGUCUUCGCCAUCGGCGUCGGCGGCGGGACGCCGAACAUGCCCAAGAUCCCCGGCAUGGACGAGUUCGAGGGCCAGGUGCUGCACUCGACGCAGCACGACAAGGCGACGGACCACGCGGGCAAGAAGGUCGCCGUCGUCGGCGCGUGCACCUCGGCGCACGACAUCGCGGCGGACUACGCGGACAACGGGGUCGACGUCACGAUCGUCCAGCGCGCGUCGACGUACAUCAUGACCAACAAGGAGGGCAUGCCCCGGCUGAUGAAGGGUGUGUAUUGGGAGGACGGCCCGCCGACCGAGGUGGGCGACCUCAUCGACAACUCGAUGCCCAUCCUCUACCGCAAGAUGGUGCACAAGCGGAUCACGAAGGACAUUGCCGAGGCCGACAAGGAGCUCCUCGACGGCCUGCACAAGGUCGGCUUCAAGACCAACCUGGGCGUCGACGGCUCGGGCUUCCUGAUCCUCGCCAUGCUGCGCCUCGGCGGGUACUACCUCGACGUCGGGGCGUCGCAGAUGAUCGUCGACGGGAAGAUCAAGCUCAAGUCGAGCGGGCCGAUCAAGCGGUUCACGAAGGACGGGCUCGUGUUCGAGGACGGGUCGGAGAUGAAGGCGGACGUGGUGCUGUUCGCGACGGGCUACGGCGACCCGCGGGGCCCGAUCCGGGACAUUGUCGGGCCUGAGGUGGGCAAGCAGCUGACGCCGGUGUGGGGCAUCGACGACGAGGGCGAGCUGCGGAGCUGCUGGAAGGAGAUCGGCGUCGAGAACCUGUGGCUCAUGAUGGGCAACUUUGCGUGGUGCCGGUUCUACUCGAAGAGGCUUGCGCUCCAGAUCAAGGCCAGGCAGGAGGGCAUUAUGGGCGAGAGGUACUCUGCGCCCGUCAAGUGGUGAGCGGUCUCGCGACAGACAUGGAAGCGGCGGCUCUGGACUUUGGAGGUGAAGAAAGGAAUAAAUUUGCAUGUGAUGACCGGAUGUGUACUGUAUAUCUCUGUAAGUUCCGUACUAUAGCAUCUUGUAUUUGUAGGAAGAUACGUCUGUUGCGACCGCGAAACCGAGUCGUGUCCAAGUCCAGCGGACCCAUUAAUGUAACAUUAGAGCGGACCCACUUGGUCAUAUGCGGCGACGCUUGCAUUCACACUUGCCAAUUCAUUUUUCCUCGAAGGACGCCACAAGG
Messenger RNA from Phanerochaete carnosa HHB-10118-sp, 2701 nucleotides. RefSeq lists its product as uncharacterized. The record is from RefSeq and is a predicted model, not a curated record. Lineage: Eukaryota; Fungi; Basidiomycota; Agaricomycetes; Polyporales; Phanerochaetaceae. The transcript has 8 exons. The coding region runs from base 598 to 2418 and encodes 606 amino acids. Gene Ontology annotation, molecular function: N,N-dimethylaniline monooxygenase activity; NADP binding; flavin adenine dinucleotide binding.